UAGAACAGUGACGCUUUUCUGACACGUCCUUUUAAACAUCAUGUAUAUAUAUUUUUUUCUGUUUUUAAUACUGUUUGGUUCUGGUUAGAUUUAGAUGCAGAACCACAGAAAACAGUUCUUCCUCGAGUAUCUGGAGAUCCUGGAGUAUUAUUUCAAUCUGUGCAAUAUUAUUUUGCUUAUUUGUUGGAGCCAUAGAGUUUUUUUUUUUUAUUCCUGACUUUCCACCAACAGGACAUAUUAGGUCCAAGUUGAUGUUAUUUACAGACUGACUCGUUUUUGAGUUCCUAAUGGUUUGAUUAAACCCAUUCUCAAUUCAAGUGACUAUUCAAACAGGUUAAUAACUAUAAGAACUCGAUUUAUAUAACAGCUUUAGUAAUGGCUAUGAUUUUCUCCUUUGUAACAGAAUGAUGAAUAAUCACAGACCUCACUCUGAGAACCACUGCUUUAAAUGAUUGGCUCACGUGUGAUUUCACUCUCUUUUCCUUGUGUCUCUGCAGUCGUGGGGAAGGCCGAGGGCUCUGUGGCGCGGGAGGAGGGGCACGGCCACGUCACGGCUCUGUCGGUGGCUCCUGAGUUCAGACGGCUGGGUUUGGCUGCCAAACUCAUGGACAUGCUGGAGGAGAUCUCCGAAAGGAAAUUAGGUUUCUUUGUUGACCUUUUUGUCCACGUCUCCAACCAAGUGGCAGUGAACAUGUACAAACAGCUGGGCUACAGUGUCUACAGAACCGUGAUCGAAUAUUACUCAGCCAGCAACGGAGAACCGUUUAUAAGCUUACUAUUCUAAUGACAUCUCAUAUAUUUUAAUCAGUGAUACCUUGGUAAAUGAUAAACUUC
Molecule: messenger RNA, 834 nt
Organism: Ictalurus furcatus (blue catfish)
Lineage: Eukaryota; Metazoa; Chordata; Actinopteri; Siluriformes; Ictaluridae
Product: N-alpha-acetyltransferase 20-like
Exons: 2
Coding region: 449-784 (111 amino acids)
Biological process (GO): N-terminal peptidyl-methionine acetylation
Cellular component (GO): NatB complex
Molecular function (GO): protein-N-terminal amino-acid acetyltransferase activity
Source: RefSeq, a predicted model, not a curated record